Molecule: messenger RNA, 2695 nt
Organism: Marasmius oreades (fairy-ring Marasmius)
Lineage: Eukaryota; Fungi; Basidiomycota; Agaricomycetes; Agaricales; Marasmiaceae
Exons: 10
Coding region: 308-2578 (756 amino acids)
Biological process (GO): ergosterol biosynthetic process; triterpenoid biosynthetic process
Cellular component (GO): lipid droplet
Molecular function (GO): lanosterol synthase activity
Source: RefSeq, a predicted model, not a curated record
GAGUUCUUGGAAGCUCGAUGCUGACCAGUAACCGGCGAUAAUUGGAGUGAAGGGAGCGAAGGGAGCGUACACACCGUCAAUGUCAAAAAAACCAAACCUUCGGUCUCGCUUCGAGUUUUCGCUGUUGCUGGUCUGCAGUCGCAAGCUCUCGUUAAGGAUGCCUUGAGCGCACGUUUAACACAGACCUUGUUCGGAAGCUGGCUGGUGUUCACGUGUCGGCUAAAAUUGUGGGUGCUUGUGGCAAAAUGUCGAGAAAGAAUUGAAAUGAAGGAUUCCUGUCGUACGAUUUAUUUUCUCACCUUCUUCCAUGUAUAAUCGCAUAGACGCUCCGACGAAGUGCUGCGACCCAGUCACGGAUUAUUCUCGUUGGAGGCUGCUCGUCAGUGAGGGCGGUAGACAUACAUGGCAUUAUUUGAAGUCGGACGAGGAGUGCAAAAAAUGGCCUCAGACAACGGUCGACAAAUUUUGGCUUGGUUUACCUGCGGACCUACCUGCUUUACCGCCCGCCAAGAAUGCAUGGGAAGCUGCGCAAAACGGAUUCAAGUUUUACAAAUAUUUGCAAGCUCACGAUGGACAUUGGCCCGGAGAGUACGGUGGGCCUAUGUUCCUCAUACCGGGCCUUGUCAUUGGCUCUUAUGUCUCUGGAAUGUCGUUCAAGGAUGAACAAAGGAGGGAGAUGAUUCGAUACGUGAUGAACCGAGCCCAUCCAGAGGACGGAGGGUGGGGAAUUCACGUUGAAGGCCAUUCGACCGUUUUCGGAACAGCUCUAAACUAUACAGCCCUCCGUUUACUAGGAGUUUCUGCUGAUCAUCCAACAUGUACGAAUGCCCGAGGAAUCCUUUACAAACUCGGCGGUGCAUGCGCUAUUCCCUCCUGGGGCAAGUUCUGGCUCUCCCUUCUCAACGUAUACGACUGGGAAGGCAACAACCCCGUUCCCCCCGAACUCUGGCUUCUUCCCGAAUGGCUUCCAAUGCAUCCACAUCGUUGGUGGACUCAUACCCGGAACGUUUAUAUACCCAUGGGCUACCUAUAUGGUGUUCGUUUCAAGGCACCCGAAGACGAGCUCAUCCUCGCUCUUAGAGAGGAAUUAUAUCCCCAAAAUUAUUACUCCAUAGAUUGGCCCGCUCAAAGGAACAACAUUUCCCCAGCAGACUUGUAUUCGCCCCAUUCCACAGUCUUCGAGCUUUUGGAAACCAUUCUAGGCUAUUACGAACUCUGCACUCUCCCGCCCCUUCGCCGGGUAGCUGUUGAGCGGGCUUACGAACUCGUUGUGAUGGAAGAUGAAAACACUGGCUAUCAGACUAUUGGACCGGUCUCAAAAAUGUUCAACCUCGUCGCUCGCGUACAUAGGGAAGGCCUUGAAAGCGAGGCAGCGAAGAGACACGAAGCGAAGCGCGCUGAUUUCAUGUGGAUGUGUAGGGACGGUAUGAUGAUGACUGGAACCAAUGGAAGUCAGGUUUGGGAUACGUCUUUUAUCACUCAGGCGUUGGUGGAGACGGGCUUAGCUGAUAUGGAAGAGCAUAAAGAAUCUCUUGUGAACGCUUUGGCGUGGCUGAGCCAAGCCCAGAUGUUGGAUAACCCGAAACAUUACACGACUGGUUACAGGCAUCGGACGAAGGGUGCGUGGGGUUUCAGUACGAAAGAGCAAGGGUACACGGUCACAGAUUGCACUGGGGAAGCUUUAAAAUCCGUUCUAUACCUACAGGGUCUCAGUCACAUACCCAAGCUUAUUUCUGAGGAUCGAAUAUGUUGGGCUGUUGACACGUUGUUAUCCCUUCAAAACGCCAAUGGAGCGUUCUCUGACUAUGAACCCGUUCGCGCCCCUCAUUGGAUCGAGUUGCUCAACCCUGCGGAAGUUUUUGGUGACAUCAUGACUGGAUACUACUACCCGGAAUGUACAACCUCUGUCAUUACUUGCUUGGCUAUCUUCCGAAAGCAUGUACCUCAUUAUCGUUCAAAAGAAGUCGACCGAACGAUCAACAAGGCUAUCGUUUACUUACAUUCCACCCAGAGACCCGAGGGUCCAUGGCUAGGCUCUUGGGGAAUCUGCUUUACUUAUGCGACGAUGUUCGCCCUAGAGAGUCUUUCCCUUGUCGGUGAAACCUACAGGAACAGUCCAUAUGCGAAGAGGGCCUGUGAUUAUCUUGUCAGAAUGCAGAGAGGGGAUGGGGGAUGGGGCGAGAGCUAUAAGGCAUGUGAGCGAGCGGAAUGGGUUGAACAUGACAAAACACAAGUUGUGCAGACGUGCUGGGCUGGUCUGGCUCUCAUGUAUGCUCAAUACCCUUAUUCUGAACCUUUGGAGAAAGCCGUCAAGUUGGUUAUGGAUCGACAACUUCCUGAUGGUUCAUGGGCACAAGAAGCCAUCGAAGGUGUAUUCAACAAGAAUUGUGCCAUUUCGUAUCCCAACUUCAAGUUCUCGUUCUCGAUAUGGAUGUUGGGCAAAGCACACUCAUACCUCAACAAGCUGAAAGCGAACGGGCAUAUUGAGGUAAUCACUGCAAACGGGAAAAUCAAUGGUGGUUUAAUGAAUGGCCAUGGCCACGGCGCUAAUGGGAACGGUGUAGCACUCAACUUAUAAUUAGCCAAAAGGCGAGCGCGGAAGGAAUCACGCAAGACGUGGGCAGCGACGACUCUUAACCCGGCACCCGGUGUGAAACCCUGAUUCAAUCUUUGCGACUCCAACUAAGUAGUUCCA